CCUCUCAAGCCAAUAACGGCAGGAGGAGGCAGCCUCGCUCCCUGGGCCCCACCCACGACCUGGGAGAGGCAGGUUCCGAGGCUGCAGCCCUUUGCCCGCAGUCCCGGCGCCAUCGUCCAGAAUUAUAAGGUCGUCUGCAGAGAUUUGAAAAAUGGCAGCAAAUGAAAGUGCCAGCAUCUUUAGUUCAGCGUCCUUGGCUGUCGAGUAUGUAGACUCGCUUUUACCUGAGAAUCCUCUGCAAGAACCAUUUAAAAAUGCUUGGAACUCUAUGUUGAAUAAUUACACAAAGUUCCAGAUUGCAACAUGGGGAUCUCUGAUAGUUCAUGAGGCCCUUUAUUUCUUGUUCUGUUUACCUGGACUUUUGUUUCAGUUUAUACCUUACAUGAAAAAGUACAAAAUUCAAAAGGAUAAACCAGAAACUUGGGAAAACCAGUGGAAGUGUUUUAAAGUACUUCUCUUUAAUCACUUUUUUAUCCAGUUUCCUUUGAUUUGUGGAACUUAUUAUUUUACAGAAUAUUUCAAUAUUCCUUAUGAUUGGGAAAGAAUGCCAAGAUGGUAUAUGCUUUUGGCAAGAUGCUUUGGCUGUGCGGUGAUUGAGGACACCUGGCACUAUUUCCUGCAUAGGCUCUUACACCACAAAAGAAUAUAUAAAUAUAUUCAUAAAGUUCAUCACGAAUUUCAGGCUCCAUUUGGAAUGGAAGCUGAAUAUGCACAUCCUCUGGAAACCCUAAUUCUUGGAACUGGAUUUUUCAUUGGAAUCUUGCUUUUAUGUGAUCAUGUAAUUCUUCUUUGGGCCUGGGUGACUGUGCGGUUGAUAGAAACUAUUGAUGUCCAUAGUGGGUACGAUAUUCCUCUCAACCCUUUAAAUCUCAUCCCUUUCUACGCCGGUUCUCGGCAUCACGAUUUCCACCACAUGAACUUCGUCGGAAACUAUGCUUCAACAUUUACCUGGUGGGAUAGAAUUUUUGGAACAGACGCUCAAUUUGUUGCCUACUAUGAAAAGAUGAAGAAGGUUGAGAAAAAGACCGAAUGAAUAUCUCAUAUAAACCUUCCUGAAGAUACAUGUUUUCCUGGAUUAAAGCUAGUAGCUAACAUUGCUUCUGGGGAGCAGAAAUAAACAUGUGUCUUGGCUGCUAAGUGAUAAAAAGAACAUUAACAACCUCUAAUUAUCUUCCUAGUGGGAACUUUUUCUACUUUACAUACAAGUUCUGUAUGUGUAGAAAUAAGUAAAUAUGUAUUUAAGGAUAAUUUUCAUGAGGGAAUUUUAAAGGCCAUCUUGCUAACCUCACAAAAGGUAUUAGGUCAUGGAAGAAGUAUUCAUGUCUUUUCCCUCAGUGAUACCAUGGGCCCAAAGUUGGAAUUGCUCUUUAAAUCUUUUAAAUAGAUAGUGGCCAUUUCAGAAACUCUUAAUAGUAAUGUUGGCCUCAUAUUGAACUUUAAACAUUUUUUAGAAUUUUCCUAAAAGUCAAAAUAUCAUGGGUUGAACCACAUCAAUUAAUACAGCACGAGGGAGCCUGUCCAGAGGAAUAGCCAGCACUGAGAAUUUCCACUCUUGUCUGGAGCUGACCAGUUUGGGGUGAUUCUCUUUCUUUCAGAAGUCCUUUUUGAUUGCAAUGUGCUACUGGUGUCUAAUUAAUUAGAAAUUAAGGCAUUUCUGAAUUGAUGUAAGUGGAAUAUUUUAAUCUAAAAGUUUUCAGGUUACUUGAAUAUUUUUUAAAAAUUGAGCUUUAUUUCUGCUAUUUACCCUUUCAUUUUUGUAUAUCAAGUUAUUAUACUUAAAACUGUUAUCUUGAAACUUUGUGAACCAACUUGCUGUAUUUGCACUUUGAGCUAUUGAAAUAAAUGUGAUUUUUUUGUCCGAUUA
Messenger RNA from Equus caballus (horse), 1864 nucleotides. It is a transcript of the gene MSMO1, whose product is annotated as methylsterol monooxygenase 1. Lineage: Eukaryota; Metazoa; Chordata; Mammalia; Perissodactyla; Equidae. Gene Ontology annotation, molecular function: iron ion binding; C-4 methylsterol oxidase activity. Gene Ontology annotation, cellular component: endoplasmic reticulum membrane. Gene Ontology annotation, biological process: sterol biosynthetic process. The record is from RefSeq and is a predicted model, not a curated record.